Molecule: messenger RNA, 2017 nt
Organism: Dinoponera quadriceps
Lineage: Eukaryota; Metazoa; Arthropoda; Insecta; Hymenoptera; Formicidae
Exons: 6
Coding region: 330-1493 (387 amino acids)
Source: RefSeq, a predicted model, not a curated record
ACACUGAAUGUCUUUUAAGUACCCAGCCAUGCUCGAAGAGACGUCGUACAAAUUUGUCGAGUAUGUCGAUUGGCUAUCGGAUAGAGAAUUUCUAGAGUCCCUAAUAUUUUCUAGAUGUAAUACCAUCUUCAAUGAGCGAAUAUAGAUAUUUUUCAGUGAUUUUUCCCAUCCCUGCUGUGGACUCUAUUUCAGUUUCCAUACCAGAGUCAUCUCUCGGCAAGAUGCAAAUCGAUCCUGGUGUGGUCAAACAACAGCUACUUUGCUUAAUACUUCGCAACGAUUUACUUUAUGCGUUCUUGGGACGCAAAUUAUUUUGAAAUAUAGAAGCCAUGGAGUCCGCGAUUGGGCAUCUCGAGCAAAGUGUUCAAAAAGCCGACGGGAAGCUAGAUAUGAUCGCCUGGCAAAUAGACGCUUUCGAGAAAGCUUUCGAGGACCCGGAGAAUGAGAGGCGCAGUCGAGUUCAGUCAUCGCGCGACCGGUUCCGAGGUCCCUGUUCACCGCACGAGUCUGACUCACCGUCGUGGCCGAUGCCUGAGAAUAGUAUCGCAGGAAAGCGGGGCCUUCGCUUCUCUUACAUUCUCUUAACUGUCGUUAGAAAAGUUUCUGCCCAUGGAAGACUGAUAGAGCCACCAUCGCGGGCCUCCAUGUGGAGGUACGGCUUUGACACACCACAUGAUUACAACGACCACGAGUGCUAUUGCGGCGGUUUCACCAGGCAGUGGCAGCGGAACAAAGGGGAAUGCGGUAUUUGCGGAGAUCCCUGGGAUUCCCCAACGCCGCGUUUGCACGAGACUGGCGGCAAGUAUGGGAACGGAGUGAUCGUCCGUCGUUACCGGACCGGAUCCAUCAUAUCGGUGCGCGUAGAAUUGACGGCAAACCAUCACGGCUACUUCGAGUUCCGUACAUGCGCGAUGUCUUAUCGUGACCGGGAGGUCACUCAGGACUGCCUGGACCAGCAUCUACUCCGCGCUGAGAACGGAUCCAUCCGCUACUACCCCGGCCCUGGCAACCGAAUUUUUCAGAGCUAUUACAAACUACCAGAGGGCUUGACUUGCGCCCAAUGUGUUUUCCAGUGGCGAUACAUCGCAGGCAACAAUUGGGGCGAUUGCGGCAACGGCACAGGAGCGGUUGGAUGCGGUCCUCAAGAGGAGUUCCGUGCUUGCGCCGACAUCGCUAUCGGCAAUAACGAGACAACAUUAUCACCGAAGUUACCGAAGCAGCCAACCACUACUAUGGGGAAAUUGCCGAUAGAUACGAGCCCGUUACCAAAAUCCGGGCCAUACUGGUUGUUCAAUAUGGUCAUCGCUGGUACGUGUCUGUUGGUGGUGCUGGCCGCUAUGGCAUUGCUUUACACGUACUACUAUCACGCCGGCAGAGCCAAAAAAUGGCUCAUGGCGAGGAGAUUGUUGGCUCAAGACGGCAGUCCGCCAGUCGCACCACCGAGGCAUAAAAAGCAUCAUAAUCACGCAUCGAACACGCAACUGCAGCUGUAGAAUUCUGUAUAUUUCAAUUGUCAACACCAUUAUUUUGGGAGGAGGAACUGACUUACUUGAAAUUUUCGAACCUUCGCGUUCUAAAAAAAAAUAAUUAAACCAAUUAAAUUUAGGCGUUUAUAAUAGUAGAAAGAGGUUCUCUAGAGAUCGAUCACACCAAAGUCGAUAGGAAGAAGGGGAAAUAUUUAAUUUAACGAUCCAGACUACUAUUUACAAGGUAGUUUAUCCGUAAAAUCAUUUUUUUUUUCAUAGGAAUUCUUUUAAAUUUCAGCUACGUAUUAAUGAAAAUAUUGCAUGUAUAUCCGUGAAGUUAGAAAAAGACUGACCGCUUCAAGAACUAAGACAAUUACAACUAAAAUUGAUAUUUUUUUAUACGUGUUCCUUUAGGUUAGCGCCUUAUUUUUUCUAUAUUUUUAAUUUCUUCCAAACUGCAUUUAGAAUUUAAUGAAGAACUAUAUGUUAAACUAUGAUGUUAAAAACUAUUGUACAUACAUUAUAUAAAAAUUUCGGAAUUAUUAACUGUU